AUGAGUUCCUCUCAAUCUUCGGACCGUCGUUCGUCCGAAGAGAGGGUAAAGCUCCAGCGAGUCUUCAAAGAGAAGACUUUUAUAGCCAGAGAGUCUUUGCUGACGUGAGUAAAAUUAGAGUAAAAGGUUAUAAUUUUCGAUUUAAGGACGGAAUUCCGAAAUGGUAACAUGCAAAUCAUCUAUAAUGGGUUCGCCGCCGUGUUCAUUUUAUUUUUCCUACGUGCUUUGAUUUCGGACAUUUUCGUACAUGGAGUGUAAGGAAGACUGAUUUUCCAUUGAAAAACAAAGAAAAAGGCCUUUGCACCACACCUGGCUGAUUUGGUGGAACUUUCGGGAUUUUAUUCCAACUAUGCUCGUUUGGUCUGCAAUGUUUGCAUCGACUUUUUUGGUCUACAGCGCUUUCAAACUUUGGGCCCAUGUUCCUGCCAAAACCGUAAAGAUCUCUGAACAGGUUGGUUCGUUUGCAAAAGAAAUGAGAUUUCGAAUUUGAUAGAGAGAUGGGAUGGGCUAAAUGUGAUCUCUUAGAUUUUUUAAAGGUCUUUUUAUGUAAUUUAUUGAGCUCUUGCUUGAGACAUUAUGCUUGAGACACUUGAAACUUGAAACUUGAGACAAUAAGAGUCCUUAAAAAAUCAGUAAAAUAGUGUCUAAAAAGGUCUUUGGGUAUUCCGUCCCCAGAUUGACGAAGUAAGCGAGUAUUAGAUACCUUUCGAAAAAUUUUUGAUCUUUAAAAAAGUAACGAUUGCCUUGUGACUGAACUAAAAACCGAAAUUUGCAGAUACCCCUUCUCGCCGUUUACUUAUCCUACCUCACGGCUUUCUUUUACUUCCCUCUCAAAUUCCUUUUCGCCAUGGAGCUCAACUGCGCUUGUUCAUUUAUCAUAACCUGUGAAACGGUUUGUUGAACUUCAAAGCUUUCUUCAAAAAAGAUUUCAGACUCGUAUAGCCAUGAAAAUGCAUUCCUUCAUUCGGGAGAACUGGUCUAAAGCUGUGAUCAGAAAAACUUCCGCAGAUCCGGUCAAGGUUUGUUUUUUGAUUUCUAUAGAUUAAUAUAGAAUUUUUAACUUUUUCCGCCUGGCGAGGUAACCGAUUGGCCUUCAGUGGAGCAGUUUGUGUACUUUCAAUUUUGUCCUUCUUUUAUCUAUCGGGAUGAGUAUCCAAGGUUUGAUUUUUUUAAAAUUCAUUCCUCGUUAAACCUUUCAAGUUUGUAUUUUUUUGUAUUUGAAAAAAUUUCCUGCAGGAAUUCGAAGCCUUUUUGACAGAAUUGGAUAACUCAACUGUCUGUUGCUCGAAAAAAAUUAAAAUUUUUCUUUUUUUCAUCGUUAAAUUUUUUUGACCUGUCUGACUUUUUUUAUCAAAACUUUUCUAUUUUUUUCAAUUCUCUAGGGCUUCUUAUUCUUUACUUUGGGUUUCAGAACUCAAAAAAACGAGACCUCAAGGCCGCUGGAUAUUAUUUCCUUGAAUGCCUUCUGAACAUCGAAUUCGUGAAUCUGGCGUUCACCCAAUGGGCUUUUCCUAUUUUACAUGUUCAAGAUGUAAGAUUUUAAAGUUAAAAUUCAAAGCCAAAACUUUUAAAAUUCACAGUAUCCAUCUCUGACCGUCUCGAACAUAUUUCUAUCUCUAUUCACGGGUAUCGUUCCGGGUAUCAUUUGCCUGGUUUGUUUGUUCUACGGACUUUUGCACUGCUGGCUCAACUGUUUUUCUGAGCUUCUACAGUUCGCCGACCGACAAUUUUACCAUGUAAGGACUCCGAAAGAUUCUCAAAGGGCCAAUUUUUGUAGAACUGGUGGAAUUCCUCGAACAUGGCCGAGUAUUAUCGAAAUUGGAACCUCGUCGUCCAUGAUUGGUUAUACGCGUAUGUCUUCCGAGAUCUGUCUGCGGUAGGUCAAGCAUCGAGGAAUAAUUAGUGAAGAAAAAUCAGGUUCUUCCCGGCAAGAAAGGGCUGAAAAUCGCCCAGACAGCUGUUUUCUUCUUGUCGGCUGCUUUUCAUGAAUACUGGUAAGUAUAACUUUUGCUUCUAAAUAAAACGACACAAAAUUCAUUUUCUGAAAAUUAAUCUAGCUUUUUGGAGUGAUAGAAACUGUAGAAAGAUAGAAGAGAUUGCUCAAUACGGCCUUUUUCAAUUAUUCAACAAAGUGUGAAAGAUUUUCUAUUAAUUUUUUAUAACUUCAGGUUUGGAAUCGCUUUCCGGACUUUCUACCCGGUUAUGUUCAUAUUAUACUUCAUUUUUGGAGGUUUUCAUAACCGAACAAUUUCCUUUGAAAGCUCAUUUCCAGGAAUCUUCUUCUCCGUUUCUCGCUUAAUAAGCAGCCGGAGUGCAUGGAACACGGCCCUAUGGUUUAACCUGCUUAUCGGUGGAAAACUUUCUCUCAAAUGGAAUAACCUCAUUAAAUUAAAGGGACGGGAAUGUUCAUCGCGUUUUAUGGACAAGAGUGGUACGCGAGAAGAGGUCAUUGUGCGCCGUAUUCAUCACAAAUCCUCGACGCUCUUCUCCCAAGACACUGGGCUUGCCAACGUGUUUGA
Caenorhabditis auriculariae is the source of this 2519-nucleotide messenger RNA. The record is from the annotation of a GenBank genome assembly. NCBI's taxonomy places the organism in Eukaryota, Metazoa, Nematoda, Chromadorea, Rhabditida, Rhabditidae.